Messenger RNA from Colletotrichum graminicola M1.001, 915 nucleotides. Its product is annotated as pirin. Bases 1 to 915 code for a protein of 304 amino acids. The record is from RefSeq and is a predicted model, not a curated record. The transcript has a single exon. NCBI's taxonomy places the organism in Eukaryota, Fungi, Ascomycota, Sordariomycetes, Glomerellales, Glomerellaceae.
AUGUCGGUAUCACGAGCAAUCGUUCAAGUCUUCAGAGCACCUGAACAAGCCGAGGGUGCAGGGGCACGAGUGCGCCGCGCCAUCGGAAGCAUUCACAAGCGCAACUUCUCGCCAUUCCUUAUGUUCGACCACAUGAGCGGCAGCACCGGCGCCGGCUUCCCCGAUCAUCCUCACCGGGGACAAGAGACCAUAUCUUACAUACUAAAAGGCUCAGUAGAGCACGAAGACUUUGCGGGAAAUAAGGGUAUUUUGCGAGCCGGCGAUGCACAGUUUAUGACAGCGGGAAGAGGUAUCAUGCACUCCGAACAGCCAUUGCCGGAAGACGACGGGACCCCAGGGGCCGGAUUCCAACUCUGGGUUGACCUUCCGAAGCAUCUCAAGAUGUGCGAGCCCAGGUACCGGGACUUGGGCGCGAAAGAAAUACCACAAGUUCAACUUGACAACGGCCAGGUCUAUGUCAAAGUCAUCUCGGGCAGAUCCGGUGGGGUCGUCUCGGUCAAAGACUUGGCAUAUACGCCCGUCUGGUUUCUCGACGUGGAGAUCAAGCCAGGAGGCAAAUUUACCCAGCUCUUACCUCAAGAGUGGAAUGCUUUUGCUUAUGUAUUUGAGGGAGAGGCGGUUUUCGGUUCAAAGAGUAAGAGUCAGAGCAAGGGGAAGAAGUUUGACGCAGUCAUUUUUGAAAAAGAAGGCGAUGUGGUUGACGCUGAGGUUCCCGAUACAGCGCAUGGAAGUGCACGGCUCCUCUUGAUUGCCGGACAGGUUUUGGAUCAGCCAAUCGCCCAACAUGGGCCAUUUGUCAUGAACAGUCGGGAGGAGUUACAACAAGCGGUGGAGGACUUUUACACGCACAAGAACGGAUUUGAAAGAGCCAAGGAUUGGCGGAGUGAAAGUUCAAAAAGGAAGAAUGUGUAUUGA